CCAUGGCCGCCGACCAAGAAGUCCAAAUCCUCCGCGGUUACGAGCUCCGUCUUCUCCGAUCGACUGUGUCUCCUCCUCUGUCUGAUUCUCCCUCUCCUCAAUCUCAGCCGUUGGAUGGCUCCCAAUCUCAAAUCCACCCGCACGACUCGCUUAUCCGGGUCCUAUUGUCCUCCAUCGAGGCCGGGGAUUAUCUCGGAACCCUAGCCUCCGACGCCCCGCGGAUGAUCUUCGGUGAUGUUGAGUUCGAAAUCGUUGACUCAUUUGAGUCCGCCGACCGAAUUUACUCCGAGCUUCUCGACCGCGUCGAAUCGUUCGUCGCGAACGGUUCGAAAGAUGACAGCGAAAAGGCCCGUCGCGUCGUUUUGGUGAUGUGCAUUGCAAUCUCUGCGGCUUUGUGGUUCACUCGUUGUAAUCUGACAGGACCUGCGGAGGGACUGCCAAAAUGUCCAGUGCCGUUCAAAGUAUCAGAAAGCAAGGAAUUUGUUGAAUGGGAGAACUGGGCAAAGAUUCAGCUCAUGUCUGUAGGCUCUGACUUGCUCGGGAAGUUUUCGAAUCUCCAGUAUCUUGUGUUUGCUAAAAUGCUACUGUUAAGGAUGAAAGAUCUGUUGUUUGAGACAACUGUAGUGGAAACAUUUGGAUUUAGGAGUAUUUCAUGGUGGCUCGUCAGAGUUUUCCUCAUUCAUCAAAGAGUUCUGCACGAGCGUUCUUCAUCCUUGUUUGAUCUGUCACAAGUUUAUAUGGCUGAAGCUCUAGACCAGUUUGGAGCGCUGGAAGAAGUUAAAAGCUACUGGCUUGGCAAAUUAAAAGAUGAUGAAGUUUCAUCCAUCGUGUCAAUUGUCCAUAUGGAAGCAGGUGUGUUGCAAUAUAUUUAUGGAAGGAUUGAUUCUUGUCGGCUGCAGCUUGAAUCUGCCGGAGUGGCAGCGGGAUUUAAACUCUCUCUCACUGGAGCUCUUGGUUUUCGCACGGUUCAUCAAGUAGAACCAAAGGCACAAAUGGUAUUGGUUGCCAAUACCAGCUCAUCCGAUGGGGACAUUAUGUUAUCUUCUGGAAAAUCUGAUAUUGGAGUUCAAAAAUCUUGGGGAGGUGAAGUCCCUGACAUAUAUAUGACACCAAAGCUACUCGAUAAAGGCAACGAAGCUGGAAAAGAUGGUGCUCCUUUAAAACCAGUUGAACAAGCAUUGGUUUUGGGUCAAUGCCUUUUAAUUGAAAGGGGUAGUCGGCAAGAUGAGAUGCAAAAAUGGGAUAUGGCUCCAUAUAUAGAAGCAAUAGAUUCUCAAGAAUCAACAUAUUUUACUCUACGGUGUUUUUGUGACUUAUUACGGAUUCGGUGGGAAUCAGCUCGCGGUCGCACAAAGGGGCGUGCUCUAGAGAUGGUGGAGAAAUUGGUUGAGGCUAUAAACAAGAGUGAUAUUGGGGCAGCAAAAAGGAUCCCUUUAUGUUAUGCUGUCCAUUUUCCUACUAUUCCUGCUUUGAGGAAGGAAUAUGGUGAGCUCCUGGUUAGUUGCGGUUUGGUAGGGGAAGCAAUCACAAUAUUUGAGAGCCUAGAGUUGUGGGAUAAUCUAAUCUACUGUAAUUGCCUUUUGGGGAAGAAAGCAGCCGCUGUUGAUCUCAUCAAGGCACGACUCUCUGAACGGCCAAAUGACCCAAGAUUAUGGUGCUCACUAGGUGAUGUUACAAACAAUGAUGCCUGUUACGAAAAAGCCUUGGAAGUCUCUAACGAUAAGUCAGUCCGUGCUAAGAGGUCUCUCGCUCGUAGUGCAUAUAAUCGUGGUGACUAUGAAAAGUCCAAGAUGUUGUGGGAGUCUGCAAUGGAGUUGAAUUCGCUUUACCCAGAUGGUUGGUUUGCUCUUGGUGCUGCUGCAUUGAAGGCCAGAGAUGUUCAGAAGGCUCUUGAUGCAUUCACUUUUGCCGUUCAACUUGAUCCUGAGAAUGGGGAGGCUUGGAACAAUAUUGCUUGUCUGCAUAUGAUUAAGAAGAAGAGCAAGGAAUCCUUCAUAGCUUUCAAGGAAGCCCUGAAAUUCAAGCGAGAUAGCUGGCAAAUGUGGGAGAAUUUCAGUCAUGUGGCUAUGGAUGUAGGAAAUAUCGAUCAGGCCCUUGAAGCUGUACAGCGGAUCCUGAAAAUGAGCAACAACAAAAGAAUCGAUGUAGGACUAUUGGAACGUAUAAUGGGAGAACUGGAAAAUCGAAAUUCAGCUAGUCGGUCAUCAGCUUCAUCAACGGACAAUCAAGUUUCCUCUGAUGAAUCACCGGAAACGAGACCAUAUGUUGCAGCUCCAGCAGAAACACAACGCCAACUAGAGGUGCUGGGGAAAAUUCUAGAGCAGAUCGUUAGGAGCGAAAGUACAGCUGAAAUUUGGGGAUUAUUUGCAAGAUGGUGUAGAAACAAAGGUGAACUUACGAGAUGCAGUGAGGCACUUCUUAAACAAGUGAGGUCAUAUCAGGGAUCAGAACUGUGGCAAAACAGAGAGCGUUUCAGAAAGUAUGCAAAAGCUUCCUUAGAACUAUGCAGAGUGUAUAUGGAAAUCUCGGUUUCGACGAGAAGCCAACAAGAACUCCGCAGUGCUAAGAUGCUCCUUCAGAACACAAUUAAGCAGGCAGCUGUGAACUUCUCGGACACGGAAGAAUUCAGUGAUCUUGAAGCUUGUCUCAAUGAAGUGGCACAGAUUCUCUUAGAGAAUGCGAACGCAACAACGUGAGGAAUGAAGAAACUUCACGGUUAGCUGUUGUAACCUUUAUAUGAUUAAUCAUAAUUUUGUGAUUUUUGUCUCAACAUUUUAUGUUCUCACCUUCUCAUUACCAUUUUAUGUAUGAUAUAAGUUGCAAGCAAACGUUAGAUCUUGUAUCGUUUCUGUGACUUUAUUAAAUUGAAUUCAUUAGAAGGUUCCAUGACAGAACCGAUCCUUGGAAGUCGUCGGGACAUGAGGAACACGCAAUUAUCAAGUGUUUGCAAUUGUGAUUUAA
Tarenaya hassleriana is the source of this 2961-nucleotide messenger RNA. Its product is annotated as tetratricopeptide repeat protein 27 homolog. The record is from RefSeq and is a predicted model, not a curated record. NCBI's taxonomy places the organism in Eukaryota, Viridiplantae, Streptophyta, Magnoliopsida, Brassicales, Cleomaceae. The coding region runs from base 3 to 2696 and encodes 897 amino acids. The transcript has 20 exons. Gene Ontology annotation, molecular function: protein binding.